GUCUUCUCAUCAUGGAUCUGCAACCUCCGUCGGUGCUGGCGCACUUGCCGCACCCGUUGCACGCCUCCAGCGGCAAAACCCAUAUCGCUGAAGUCUACAGCUUGGCCGACUCGAAAAAGCGCAAGAGACAUGAAGUCGUCGUGGCGGUCGACGGCGAAGCCGUGAACAUCUACAACAUCCAAACCCCGAAACUGGUCACCUCGUACGCCCUGCCCCCGCAAUCCACGUUCUCGUGCCAGCCAUGCUCCGUCCGCAGAAAGGUCCCGAACCACGCGGCCGUCAAGAGACAGACCUACGUCGCAGUGAAGCAGCAGAUUAAGUCGUUCGUGGAGGAACACGGUGGCAAUGGAUCCAGUGCGCCCGUCAUCUCUUCGUCGUCCUACACGGUGACCGACUCCGACAGCCCGGCGGUUUUCCUGGGAAUCGUCCCGACCGAGUCCGAAGAGGAGGGAUCGUUUGACGUUCUAGCUGCUCACCAAGAUGGUCGCGUACGCAGGCUGUCCUCCGAUCUCGAGACCCAGCAGUGGAGCCUCCGGCACAGCGAGAUCGCCAAAACCAGCGCGACCCAUGAGAUCCGGUCCUGUUUCCUCGUCGAGUUCGAAGACGCCAAGAAAUCCCUGUUCAAGCGCCGACAAGAUCUGGCAGCUCUCGCCUUCGGAAACCUCACCGAGUCUGGCGUUGAUGAGCCCUCGGUGUUGCUACUCGUUUCGGAGCCCACCGGCUCAACCCAGACGAAGCUGAGCGACGUGAAGGUGCAGAUGUUUUCCGUUCCCGCCAACGUAUCCGCCCAGGGCCGCGACGAAAGCCAGAAGAUGCGACACCUCCUUACCGUCACCAUGCCUGAGGUGGAGGGACAAGAGACGAUCGAACGCCGCGAUUCCCAGUGGUACUUCCAUGUGGGAUCGGCUGGGCUGAACCUGUCGUUCGAAAAGGGAUACAUCAACUUCGACCUCUCUCAGUACGCUCCCACGGUCACCUCGAAGUUCAUUCUGGAGAACGAAGACUUCUCCUCCAUUCUGCGCAUCUCGCCCCAGUCGGUGAUCGGCGCUGGCCAGUCCAUGAUCGCAGUCUACGACACACAAUACAAGUCCGUGCAGCGAAGCAUCCCCGUUGACGACGUCCCCGCCGGUGGUGCCGGAGCCAAAGCGCGCACCACGUUUGUGAGUUACUUCGCGAAGCUGGGAGUCGCUGUGGCCGCAAAGAACAACACCCUGUUGGCCUUCGACCUGAGCACGUCGCACACUGCCGCACCCUCCCUCAAGCGGCCCAGAGAUGGACUCCUGAUCGACGCCAUCGGCCGGGGUAUCGGAUCCUCCGCCUCCCAAUGGGACACCGCGUCGAAGAAGCACCGGACCGACAACAUCACAUCUCUAGGCUUCACCUCGCCCAAACAGGCCGAGCAGUGGAACCAAGUGACAGCCUACCUGCGCAAGUGUGCCGCAUCCAAGGACGCGGACGGGUUUGACCACGCCGUCAGGGGAUACUUCGGCAAGACCUUGAACUCGCCAGACCGAUUCGUCCACCCCGAGAGGACGCUCUUCCUGCUGUCGUUGAUCUUCUCCCUGCAGGAGGAUGCCGCCAGCGAGGACAAGCUCUCCGCCUCCUCCUCCUCCCGCCUGUCCAUCGAGCUGUGGCCGCAACAGACCUGCAAAUGGCUCAUCCAAAUCGGUCACCUCUCCCUGAGCAACAUCGAGAUUGCCCUCCGCCGGUCCAUCAAGCCUCGCGUCCUCCCCUCUCUCCCCGCGGGCUCUCUCGCCCAAGCCCUGGUCGACUCGGACCCCUCCCUCCAACGCCUCAUCGACGUCCUCCAGGGCCGCGUGCUCUCCUCCCCCGACGAGCUCGCCUACAUCCUCAAGCUCCUCAUCAACACCGCCCGCGCUCGCUCCAUCUCCCUCGACGAAGAAACCCCCAAGGCCCUCACCAACGGCGAACCCACCCUCACCGACCCCUCCACAGCUCUCACCACCACCACCACAACCCCCGAAGCCAGCCUCGCCAACAUCUUCCUCGCCCUCAACACCACCCUCGAAAAGCUCCACCACCACCCUCUCCCCGCAACCACCACAUCCAUCCGCUCCGUCCUCUCCCGCACCGAAAUCAUCUCCAUGGUCCACCACCUCCGUCUCUCCCUCGCCACAGGCGGCUACACCUCGCGCUUCACGGAACCCGCCCCGGUGCCCGUCCCCGCCGAGCAAACCCAACCCCCCCUCUCCCUCCCCACCAUCAUCUCCCUCCUGAACGCCUCCAUCGACGCCAUCGGCCCCUCCGGCUGGAUCUCCGCCUCCGCCCCCGGCAGCACCAUCGACGACUCCCCGAUCCGCGACCAGGAACUCAUCGCCGACAUGAAAUCCGAAAUCUCCGCCGCUCUCGCCGGCGUCGAAGAGGCCACCUACCUGAAAGGUAUCCUGCACGAAUACCUGGGUUACGCGCACAGCGUCGUCCGCUCCUUCUCCGCCACCACCUCGUCCGUCGCCGUCGACGCCUCCGGCUCCGAAACCCCCGCGUCCGCGCUCGUGCGCCACGAGAAACUCAACGGCGCCGACCUGAUGAUUUUCGGUGCGCCUGAGGAAGGCGAUGAGGGCUUCGAUGGCGAUGCCUCCGGCAAGCUCUUGCCCCUGUCGCUCAAGGCGGCUUCGACCGAUGUCAGCAAGACCAAGAUCAAGUUGUCCACCGGUGAGGUCAAGACGAGGACCAGUCGAGAGAUCGGCUACCUGCGGAGAAAGGCCGCUGGGAAGUACUCGUUUGAGAGGCUGAUUGUAUAGUUUUGUGUUGUAAGGAGCUUGUGGCUGGUGUUGUGUUUUAUUCUUAUGGUGAUCGUGAUGGUGUAUGUAGGUU
Molecule: messenger RNA, 2835 nt
Organism: Aspergillus heteromorphus CBS 117.55
Lineage: Eukaryota; Fungi; Ascomycota; Eurotiomycetes; Eurotiales; Aspergillaceae
Exons: 2
Coding region: 12-2762 (916 amino acids)
Source: RefSeq, a predicted model, not a curated record